Molecule: messenger RNA, 1740 nt
Organism: Hydra vulgaris (swiftwater hydra)
Lineage: Eukaryota; Metazoa; Cnidaria; Hydrozoa; Anthoathecata; Hydridae
Product: tigger transposable element-derived protein 6-like
Cellular component (GO): nucleus
Molecular function (GO): DNA binding
Source: RefSeq, a predicted model, not a curated record
AUGGGUAAAUAUGUAAGAAAAACAAAAAGGCAGUGUUGGAGUGAGAGGUCUAUGUCAUCAGCUAUUGAAGCUGUAAGAAAGAAAGAAAUGGGACUUAAAAAAGCAUGCAAGCAGUUCAAUGUACCACGGAGUACUCUGCAAAGAAGGUGUAGACUUAAUUUGAACUUUGUACAAGCCUCAUUAAAAUCACUUGGAUCAGUAAAAUGUGUGUUUUCUAUUAAAAUGGAAAAUGAGCUGGUGACUCAUAUCAAGCAAAUGGAAGCUAUGCUUUUUGGUUUAACACCUCAAGUUUUGCGUAAAGUUGCUUACCAGUUUGCUAAACUUAACAAUCUUCAUAAAAGGUUCAGUUCAAAAAGUGAACAAGCUGGUGCUAAUUGGUUUCGUGGAUUUUUGACUCGACACCCUGAAUUAUCUGUAAGAACACCAGAGCCAACUUCUGCUGCAAGAGCACAGGGCUUUAAUCAAGUUAGUGUCGGAAAGUUUUUUGAUUUAUUGCAAGCAUUGCAGGAAAAGCAUCACUUUUUUCCAGAUCGUGUUUAUAAUGUUGAUGAAACAGGCAUUACUACUGUUCCAAAUAAGCCAUCAAAAGUGGUUGCUAUUCGUGGAAAGAAACAGGUUGGAUGCCUAACUUCUGCUGAGCAUGGGCAGUUGGUUACAGUGGAAAUCUGCAUGAGUGCUUCAGGUAAUUUUGUGCCACCUCUUUUUGUUUUUCCAAGAGUUCACAUGAAAUCUGAACUAAUGGAUGCUGCACCACCCAGUUCAAUUGCUGUUUGUCACCCAUCAGGUUGGAUGCAAAGUGAUAUAUUUGUUACUUGGUUCAUGCACUUUGUAAAAUAUGCUAACCCAAUAAAGCAUGAUCCUGUUUUGCUAAUAUUAGAUGGGCAUAAAACUCAUACUUCAAAUCUAAAAGUAAUUAAUCUAGCUCGUCAAAAUAACGUUAUUUUAUUGUGUCUUCCACCACAUUGUAGCCAUAGACUUCAACCUUUAGAUGUAGCUUUUAUGAAGCCUUUAAUGACCUAUUAUGCAGAAGAGGUUGAAAAUUGGCUGAGAAAUCAUCCUAGACGAGUUGUAACAACUUAUCAAAUAGCCGAACUGUUUAAAAAUAGCUACUUGCGAGCAGCAUCCGCUAUCACUGCUGUUAAUGGUUUUGUUAAGACUGGCAUUUUUCCGAUAAAUCGAAAUGUUUUUACAGACAAUGAUUUUGCCUCAGCACUCGCAACUGAUAUUCCUCUGCAAUUGCUCAAUAAAAAAAUAAUGUUAGAAGAUGUUCCUGGGCAAACAUUAAUCUCGCCACAGCAAAUUCUAGACAUUGCUCAAAAUGAGGAUCUGCUCAUUGAGCUUCAGGCCUCAAAAGUUGUAACACCAGUUGUUAAUCAAGUUCUGACACAAAGUCUCAACUUUUCAGAGCCAGUUGUUCCACUAACAGUAUCAAAUAAAAACCAAUAUUUUCCCUUAACAGAACUUUCUCCUAUUCCAAAGAUUAUUACUCCUCGAAAAAAAAAAUCAUCAGCACAAGGGUUUACUGCUGUUUUGACAAGCAGUCCAUACAAAUAUGCUUUGGAAGAAAAACAAAAUACAAAGACAAUAAAAGUGUUAUUAAAAGAAAACCGAAAGUUAUUAACAGAAAUCAAAAGAGCAAAAGAAAAAAAAAAAUCACAAAGGCCAAAAAAAGACCACGCUUCGUCAAAGAAACUGAUAAAAAUAAAAAACCCAAUAAAAAAAACAAUGUUAUGUGCUUAA